This is a messenger RNA of Vicia villosa (hairy vetch), 703 nucleotides long. Its product is annotated as mediator of RNA polymerase II transcription subunit 20a-like. The record is from RefSeq and is a predicted model, not a curated record. The transcript is spliced from 4 exons. Lineage: Eukaryota; Viridiplantae; Streptophyta; Magnoliopsida; Fabales; Fabaceae. Gene Ontology annotation, molecular function: transcription coactivator activity. Gene Ontology annotation, cellular component: mediator complex. Bases 1 to 528 code for a protein of 175 amino acids. Gene Ontology annotation, biological process: regulation of transcription by RNA polymerase II.
AUGACUGUGAAAAGGAUUCUUUACUGGAAACCGAACCUAGAAUCGGCAAUAAACAGUCAUUCGGUGAACAAAAUCUCAGAGUGCGUGAAGGCCUUCAAUGGCGUCAAAGAAAGAACAUGGAAAACUGAGCUGAGUUUACUAUUUUUUUUCUUAAGUUUUUGCAGUUAUAACAUUAGUUUGUUUUUGUUUAAUUCUUGUUGGGACGAUGAUGGUGCAGGUGUGCAGUAUAAACUGGGUGACCUUCGGUUCAAAUUGAUUAAAGUUCUUAGUCGUGAUAAAAAUCGGAGUGGCAUUUUUGUGGAGAUUGAGUAUAUGCCUAUUUCUUCAAUUGAAAUAGCAAAGCCAAUUAUGGAAGAGUUCAUUGAAAUAUGGCAACAAGUGGUGUCCACAAAAUCAUUAUCAGGUGAAUUCAUUGGAACAGAACCAAAUUUUGCAGAAUAUGGGCUUUCCGACAGUUACACUUGGCGACACACUGCUGUUCAGUAUGUUGAUGCAUUGCUGGAAUUAAUUCAUUCCGGGGGAAUUUAGAUUGAAGUAUUUCCCUUGUCAUCAAAAUGCAACAUACAUACAUGUUCUUCUUCUAGCUAUUGGUAUUACAAAGUCAGAUAGAUAUUUGUUCAUAUACUUGUAUUGAUAUGCAAAAACAUAUACUUGUAGUUGAAAACUCAAUACUCAUGAUUAAACCAAUGUAUCUAUUCAAUUU